Molecule: messenger RNA, 2010 nt
Organism: Orycteropus afer afer
Lineage: Eukaryota; Metazoa; Chordata; Mammalia; Tubulidentata; Orycteropodidae
Gene: ZFP91
Product: ZFP91 zinc finger protein, atypical E3 ubiquitin ligase
Biological process (GO): regulation of transcription by RNA polymerase II
Cellular component (GO): nucleus
Source: RefSeq, a predicted model, not a curated record
AUGCCGGGGGAGACGGAAGAGCCGAGACCCCCGGAGCAGCAGGACCAGGAAGGGGGAGAGGCGGCGGCGGCGGCGGCGACUAAGGCGGCUCCAGAGGAGCCCCAGCAGCGGCCCCCUGAGGCGGCGGCGGCGCCUGCGGGGACCACUAGCAGCCGCGUGCUGAGGGGAGGUCGCGAUCGGGGUCGGGCCGCUGCGGCGGCCGCCGCCGCCGCCGCUGCCGCUGCUGUAUCCCGCCGAAGGAAGGCCGAGUAUCCGCGCCGGCGGAGGAGCAGCCCCAGCGCCAGGCCUCCCGACGCCCCAGGGCAGCAGUCCCAGACCGCGAAGCCCCCGUCUCCAGCUCAGGGCAAGAAGAGUCCGCGACUCCUAUGCAUAGAAAAAGUAACAACUGAUAAAGAUCCCAAGGAAGAGAAAGAGGACGAAGACGACUCUGCGCUCCCUCAGGAAGUUUCCAUUGCUGCAGCAAGGCCUAGCCGGGGCUGGCGCAGUAGUAGCAGGACAUCUGUCUCUCGCCACCGUGACACAGAGAACACCCGAAGCUCUAGGUCCAAGACUGGUUCAUUGCAGCUCAUCUGCAAGUCGGAACCAAACACAGAUCAGCUUGAUUACGAUGUUACAGAAGAGCAUCAAUCUCCAGGUGGCAUUAGUAGUGAGGAGGAAGAGGAAGAGGAGAUGCUGAUCAGUGAAGAGGAAAUACCCUUCAAAGAUGACCCAAGAGAUGAAACCUACAAACCCCACUUAGAAAGGGAAACCCCAAAGCCCCGGAGAAGAUCAGGAAAGGUGAAAGAAGAGAAAGAGAAGAAGGAGAUUAAAGUGGAAGUAGAAGUAGAGGUGAAAGAAGAAGAGUGUGAAAUUCGGGAGGAUGAGGAGCCUCCUAGGAAGAGAGGAAGAAGGCGAAAAGAUGACAAAAGUCCCCGGUUACCCAAAAGGAGAAAAAAGCCUCCGAUCCAGUAUGUCCGAUGUGAGAUGGAGGGGUGUGGAACUGUCCUUGCUCACCCUCGCUAUCUGCAGCACCACAUUAAAUAUCAGCACUUACUUAAGAAGAAGUAUGUAUGUCCCCAUCCCUCCUGUGGGCGACUCUUCAGGCUCCAGAAGCAACUUCUACGACACGCUAAACAUCAUACAGAUCAAAGGGAUUAUAUAUGUGAAUAUUGUGCUCGGGCCUUCAAGAGUUCGCACAAUCUGGCAGUGCACCGGAUGAUUCACACUGGCGAGAAGCCGUUACAAUGUGAGAUCUGUGGAUUUACUUGUCGGCAAAAGGCGUCCCUUAACUGGCACAUGAAGAAGCAUGAUGCAGACUCCUUCUACCAGUUCUCUUGCAAUAUCUGUGGCAAAAAAUUUGAGAAGAAGGACAGCGUAGUGGCACACAAAGCAAAGAGCCACCCUGAGGUGCUGAUUGCAGAGGCUCUGGCUGCCAAUGCAGGCGCCCUCAUCACCAGCACAGAUAUCUUGGGCACUAACCCAGAGACCCUCACACAACCGGCAGACAGUCAGGGUCUUCCUCUUCUUCCUGAGCCCUUGGGCAACUCAACCUCUGGAGAGUGCCUACUGCUGGAAGCGGAAGGGAUGUCAAAGUCAUACUGCAGUGGGACGGAACGGGUGAGCCUCAUGGCCGAUGGGAAGAUCUUUGUGGGAAGUGGCAGCAGUGGGGGCACUGAAGGGCUGGUCAUGAACUCAGAUAUCCUCGGUGCUACCACAGAGGUUCUCAUUGAAGAUUCAGACUCUACUGGACCUUAGUGGGAGGGAAGACUUUGUAUUUAAAAGAUAAAAAAGGACAAAAAAAAGUUUAAAGCAUUUAAAAUCUAGUAAAAUAACUGAAGGGCCUGCUCUUUCCAUUGUGGAUCACAGCACAUAAACACACCCACCCACUCUUCUUCCUCUAUUGUCCCCUUUAUAAAAUUGAUGCUGCGUUUACCAGAAAAGUGGACACAAAAAGAAAGAAGUUCUUUAAGCAAUGAUUGUCUCAUCUUCAGUCCCAGCCGGGCGGGUUUCUUGCAGAUCCCUGUUCCAACC